This is a messenger RNA of Effrenium voratum, 1294 nucleotides long. The record is from the annotation of a GenBank genome assembly. NCBI's taxonomy places the organism in Eukaryota, Dinophyceae, Suessiales, Symbiodiniaceae.
UUGGCUCGAGCUCAUGAAGUUCCUCAUCCAGUAGCGGAUCAUUGGGCGAAAGAAAAUCCCUCGCCCUCUCUUCGUAAGCUGCGCUGGGAUGCGCCUUUGGGUUCUCCUGGCGCUCGGUGCGCCUUUGGCAGAUGGGGUCAGCUUGAAAGGCAGCCUAUGGGGCGGCGCCCGGCUGAGCGCCGGCGUGGACUACUUCAACCCCACCUUUGCAGCCCCGCAGCUGACGCCGAAGCAGUUUCUCAUCAUCUCCAGCACAUCGGAGAAAAAGAUUGUUUACACUGAGCUGAAGAACUUCAAGUCCACCACGGGCCGCACCUUCGCUCUGGUGGACUCGGGGCUCACGGAGCCCCGGGGCCUGGCGAUGGACCACGACCGGGGGGCGCUGUAUGUUGCGGACAGCGGUGCCAAGAAGAUCUUUCGAUUUCAUGUGUAUCAGCAGAACGUCGGGGGCUCUCUGCAGCUCAGCACCGACGGGGUUCAGCUCUGCGUCUCGCAGAACGUGAACUCGAACUGGGUUAGCGUCGAUAUCAAUGGCGACGUGUUCUACACGGACGCGAGCACCAACACAAUCAACAGGAUCCCGGUGGAGGUCAUCGAGAAGCUCACCACGGGGCAGUAUGCGGCCAGCGACUUGAUGCUCCUCUCGGAGAAGACUCUGGAAAGCGGCGGAGGGGCCACCUCGAACGUGGCGCUCUCCCGCUAUGUCUACUCGGUCUACGAAGGAAACGUGAACCCCCACGUGACCACCCCGGGCGGCGUAGUGUCCGAUGGUGCCAGGCUGUACUGGGCCAACACGGUGGACGGCACUACGGCUGGCGUGCUGGUGGAGGGUCAGGUUGACCCGCAGCUGCCCCAAGCCAAGAGCGGCGAGCCUGUGCCUACGGCCUUCCCCUCCCGGGUGCUCAGCAACACGUCCUCUGCAGGCUACGGCGUCACCAAGUCUAGCAAGUACGUCUUCCUCAGCUCUGUGAACGAGGGUGUGGGCGUGGUCUACGGGGUCACCGAGGGGGGCGUCAGCUUCGACUUGGUGGGCGGCCUCUCCACGCCCAGGGGUCUGGUCUGGGACGGGGACCAGACCGUCUUCGUGGCUGACGAGGCGGCCGGCGUGGUCUACGCCUUCCCGGCGGGUCGCUUGAUGUCGGAUGCGCCUCUCACGAAGAGCGCCGUGCUCACAGGCGCCUUCGGCCUUGCGCUGAUGUCUGAGCAGGACAAGGCCUGGCCGAUGCAGCCCUUUCAGAAUUAGCGGAUGGCCAAGGGAGCUCCAGAGAUGGCUUUGGUGACAGCCCUGGACCCC